Messenger RNA from Tupaia belangeri chinensis (Chinese tree shrew), 3354 nucleotides. It is a transcript of the gene ICAM5, whose product is annotated as intercellular adhesion molecule 5. Lineage: Eukaryota; Metazoa; Chordata; Mammalia; Scandentia; Tupaiidae. Gene Ontology annotation, molecular function: integrin binding. Gene Ontology annotation, cellular component: plasma membrane. The record is from RefSeq and is a predicted model, not a curated record. Gene Ontology annotation, biological process: cell-cell adhesion.
CCAGCUCGUCGCUCGCGCUCCCCUCGCCUCCUUCGCUUCCCCCGCGGCGGCGAUGCCAGGGCCUUCGCCAGGGCUGCGCCGGGCGCUACUCGGCCUCUGGGCUGCCCUGGGCCUGGGGCUCCUCGGCCUCUCAGCGGUCGCGCAGGAACCCUUCUGGGCGGACCUGCAGCCCCGCGUGGCGCUUGUGGAGCGCGGGGGCUCGCUGUGGCUGAAUUGCAGUACCAACUGCCCGCGGCCGGAGCGCGGUGGCCUGGAGACCUCGCUGCGCCGAAACGGGACCCAAAGGGGUUUGCGGUGGCUGGCGCGGCAGCUGGUGGACAUCCGCGAGCCCGAGCCCCAGCCCGUCUGCUUCUUCCGCUGCGCGCGGCGCACACUACAGGCGCGUGGGCUCAUUCGCACUUUCCAGCGGCCGGAUCGCGUAGAGCUGGCGCCACUGCCUGCCUGGCAGCCCGUGGGCGAGAACUUCACCCUGAGCUGUAGGGUUCCCGGUGCCGGGCCCCGUGGGAGCCUCACACUGACCCUGCUACGGGGCGCCCAGGAGCUGAUCCGCCGCAGCUUCGCAGCCCCGCGCUCUGGAGACCCCAGCGUCUCUCCUAUCCCUUCCCUGGAACCUUCUCACGCUCUGCUGUGCACCGUGGUCCACGGACUGGCAUCGUCCCCACUCACGGUCCGCGAAGAACCCACCUCCCCAACUGCGGUGACUCAGAAGCGCUGUUCCCGCUCCGCCCGGAGCCCUGGCAACCGGCUGGGGGACAGCCGCGGGCCCGAGACCCAGCCCGUCUGCUUCUUCCGCUGCGCGCGGCGCACACUACAGGCGCGUGGGCUCAUUCGCACUUUCCAGCGGCCGGAUCGCGUAGAGCUGGCGCCACUGCCUGCCUGGCAGCCCGUGGGCGAGAACUUCACCCUGAGCUGUAGGGUUCCCGGUGCCGGGCCCCGUGGGAGCCUCACACUGACCCUGCUACGGGGCGCCCAGGAGCUGAUCCGCCGCAGCUUCGCAGGCGAGCCACCCCGAGCGCGGGGCGCGGCGCUAAUGGCCACAGUGCUGGCGCGGAGGGAGGACCAUGGGGCCAAUUUCUCGUGCCGCGCCGAACUGGACCUGCGCCCACACGGCCUGGGUCUGUUUGAAAACAGCUCGGCCCCCAGAGAGCUCCGAACCUUCGCCUUGUCUCAGGACCCCCCGCACCUCGCUGUUCCCCGGCUCUUGGAAGUGGGCUCAGAACAGCCCGUGCGCUGUGCCUUGGACGGACUGUUUCCAGCCUCAGAGGCCCGGGUUCACCUCUCGCUGGGAGACCAGAGGCUGAGCCCCGAUGUCACACUCGAGGGGGAUGCUCUAGUGGCCACCGCCCCCGCCCCUGCCACAGCUAGCGCAGAGCAGGAGGGAGCCACACAACUGGUCUGCAACGUGACCUUGGGGGGCGAAAGCCGGGAGACUCGGGAGAACGUGACAGUCUACAGCUUCCCCGCGCCCCUCUUGACCCUGAGCGAACCCAGCGCCCUGGAGGGGAACAUGGUGACAGUAACCUGCACAGGCGCGGAUCAAGCCCUGGUCACACUGGAGGGGGUCCCAGCAGCGUUCCCAGGGCAGCCCGCCCAGUUCCAGUUAAACGCCACCGAGGACGACGACAGGCGUGGCUUCUCGUGCGUUGCCACGCUCGAGGUAGAUGGAGAGACCUUGAGAAAGAACAGGAGCGCGGAGCUUCGAGUCCUAUACGCUCCCCGGCUGGACGAUUCGAACUGUCCCCGAAGCUGGACGUGGCCAGAGGGCCCAGAGCAGACACUGCGCUGUGAAGCCCGCGGAAAUCCCGAGCCCUCGGUGCACUGCGCUCGGCCCGACAGCGGGGCGGUGCUGGCGCUGGGCCUGCUGGGUCCGGUCACCCGCGGGCUCACCGGUACUUACCGCUGCACAGCGGUCAAUGCUCAGGGCAAGGCGGUCAAGGACGUCAUGCUCACGGUGGAAUACGCGCCAGCACUGGACAGCGUGGGCUGCCCUGAACGCAUCACCUGGCUGGAGGGGACAGAGGCGUCGCUGAGCUGCGUGGCGCACGGAGUCCCACCGCCCAGCGUGAGCUGCGUGCGCUCCGGGGAGGCCGAGUUCAUGGAGGGGCUGCUGCGGGUGUCACGGCACCACGCGGGCACCUACCGCUGCGAAGCCAUCAACGCCAGAGGCUCUGCCGCCAAGAAUGUGGCCAUCACCGUGGAGUACGGCCCCGCUUUUGAGGAGCUGAGCUGCCCCAGCAACUGGACAUGGGUCGAGGGAUCUGGGCAGCUGUUUUCCUGUGACGCCGAUGGAAAGCCACAGCCGAGAGUGGAGUGUGUGGGCUCCGGGGGCACCAGCGAUGGGGUGAUGCUGCCGCUGGCACCCCCAGACCCGAAUCCCAAGGCCCUCAUCAUCCCUAACGACCCGGCACCCGGCAUCUACAUCUGCAACGCCACCAACCCGCACGGCUCCGUGGUCAAAACAGUCGUCGUGAGCGCGGAGUCGCCACCGCAGAUGGAUGAGUCCACCUGCCCGAGUCAGCAGACGUGGCUGGAAGGGGCGGAGGUUGCGGCGCUGGCCUGCACCGCACGGGGUCUUCCCUUCCCAGGGGUGCGCUGCUCCCGGGAGGGAGCGCCCCGGCGGGAGCGGCAGCGCGUGUCGCGAGAAGACGCGGGCACCUAUCGCUGUGUGGCCACCAAUGCGCACGGCACAGACUCGCGGAUGGUCACCGUAGGGGUGGAAUUCCGGCCCGUGGUAGCCGAGCUGGCCGCCUCGCCUCCGGGCGGCGUGCGGCCAGGCGGGAACUUCACGCUGACCUGCCGCGCCGAGGCGUGGCCCCCGGCCCAGAUCAGCUGGCGCGCGCCCCCGGGCGCCCUCAACAUCGGCCUGUCGAGCAAUAACAGCACGCUGAGCGUGGCGGGCGCGUCCGUGGCUGUGGGUCGCCGUGGGCGGCGCAGCCGGGGGCGCGGCGCUGCUGGCCGCGGGGGCCGGCCUGGCCCUCUACGUGCGGUCCACCGCCUGCAAGAAGGGCGAGUACAACGUGCAGGAGGCGGAGAGCUCGGGCGAGGCCGUCUGUCUCAACGGCGCUGGCGGCGGCGCCACCGGGGACAGCAGCGCGGAAGGUGGACCGGACGCGGGCUGGACGCUGGGGCCGCCGAGGCCCACCGCGGGGGGCGAGGUGUUCGCCAUCCAGCUGACAUCUGCGUGAGCCCGCUCUCCACUCCCCGCGGGCCGGGGGACGCCCCCCAAACGCACACGGUGGGGGGGGGCUUAUUUAUGGCUCUAUUUAUUUAUUUAUUCAUUUAUUUAUUUAUUCAACUCCAGGGGUGUUACCCCCAUUUUCUACCCAUUCCCCCUAAUAAAGUUUUUAUAGAGGA